AUGCAACACGCGCCUCCGCCUGCAAACACGGCCUCCGCCGGCGGCUCCGGCGACGCUCCGCCGGGAAGCAGCGACGCCGGCGGGAAAAAGGCGAGGCACCUGGUGGCGGAGAACGCAGUGGUGGUGUUCGCGAGGGAGGACUGCUGCAUGUGCCACGUCAUCAAGCUUCUUCUUCACGGCCACGGCGUGAAUCCGGCCAUCCGCCACGUCAGCGACCGGGACGAGACGGACGUGACGAGGGAGCUGUCCCGUUACCUCCGGCGCAGGGGCGGCGCCGCCCUGCUGCAGUUUCCGGCGGUGUUCGUCGGAGGGGAGUUGUUCGGGGGUCUGGACGAGGUCAUGGGGGCCCACAUUUCCGGCGAGCUCGUGCCCAAAUUGAAGGCCGCUAAGGCUUUGUGGCUUUAA
Striga asiatica is the source of this 405-nucleotide messenger RNA. The record is from the annotation of a GenBank genome assembly. NCBI's taxonomy places the organism in Eukaryota, Viridiplantae, Streptophyta, Magnoliopsida, Lamiales, Orobanchaceae.